AUGGCUGUCCGAGAUCUGGUCGCCGACCCUUCGCUAUUGCCUGUGCUAGCCACCUGCGCCGAAACUCGCGACAAAUGCCAACAACUUCUGGCUGCUUUGGAUCCGACCGUGGAUGCUGACCCGCGUGAAGCUGCGCUGACUGCAUCCAAGGAACAGAAGCGUCUCUUUGCUCUUCUAGCUCGCCUGCGUGGCCAGAAUCGUGAGGCUAUUCUCCGCGUGCGAGAGACCAAACAGUCCACCGCAGAGGGUCGUCAGGAAAUCGAUCGGCUGCAUCUGCAAUUGCAGAACUUGUAUUAUGAACAACGACAUCUGACAGGCGAGAUUGCCGCGUGCGAAUCUUACGACCACAAGUAUCUCUCCCUACCGUUAAUCCCCGUCGAGCAGUUCCUGGCUUUGUUCCCUGAACACCAGGACUCGGAUGCUCACGAGCUCAUGGUGGCUCGCAUCAACCAUGAACAUGCCGAGCGCGAGAAACUUGAGCAGGCCCGACAGGAACUCCUCAAGCGAAAACAGGCGCUGAUCGCCGAGAACAACAAGCGGAAGGAAGAUUUGGCCAGUUUGGACCAAGAUCUGGAGCGGUUUAUCGACGCUGCGAAACCGAUUCAGAAAAUCUUCGAAAAGGAAUACUAG
Messenger RNA from Aspergillus tanneri, 630 nucleotides. RefSeq lists its product as uncharacterized. The transcript is spliced from 3 exons. Gene Ontology annotation, molecular function: mRNA binding. Lineage: Eukaryota; Fungi; Ascomycota; Eurotiomycetes; Eurotiales; Aspergillaceae. Gene Ontology annotation, cellular component: THO complex part of transcription export complex. The coding region runs from base 1 to 630 and encodes 209 amino acids. Gene Ontology annotation, biological process: mRNA export from nucleus; positive regulation of DNA-templated transcription, elongation. The record is from RefSeq and is a predicted model, not a curated record.